AUGGCGACGUCAUUUCCCUUCACGCGCCUCGUGCGAUUCAUCCCCAAGUCCGAUCCGACCUGUGUUCACAUCGGACAGCCUGUUCAAGAUGACGUAGAUGUUGGUACGGCUCUUCGAGAUGGACAUGAAGAUCUUGUCAAAGUAUUCUCGGGUUCGUCGAUCCUGUCACCAGGCAAGUCGACAGGAUUGAUCGAGGCCAUUGUACGGGUGCUGUCGCCAGUCGCCGAGGGUGAGAUUGGGACCAUAAGGUGUAUUGGUCUGAACAAGUACAAACAACAUGCAGCAGAGGUCAAGAUGUCCAUUCCGAGCAUCCCUACAGUCUUCUUGAAGCCAAGCAACGCGCUGGGAGACCCCUGGCCAAGUCGUUGUACGUUACGUAGGAUCACGCAGAUUGAAGAUUGUGGCGAUUAUGAAGCAGAGCUGGCAAUCGUCCUUGGCAGAUCUGCGAAGAACGUAUCCGAAUCCGAUGCCUUGGACUACGUUCUGGGAUACACGGCUGCCAAUGAUAUCUCGAGUCGCAUUUCUCAGAUGGCUCGGUCUCAAUGGUGCUUUUCCAAGGGAUUCGACUAG
Thyridium curvatum is the source of this 570-nucleotide messenger RNA. RefSeq lists its product as uncharacterized. NCBI's taxonomy places the organism in Eukaryota, Fungi, Ascomycota, Sordariomycetes, Thyridiales, Thyridiaceae. The coding region runs from base 1 to 570 and encodes 189 amino acids. The record is from RefSeq and is a predicted model, not a curated record. Gene Ontology annotation, molecular function: acetylpyruvate hydrolase activity. The transcript has 4 exons.